CGCCUAGUGGUGAGUUGGCUUUAGGAAGAAGGACUGCCAAACCCGGAUGACGCUGGGCCAAUUGUGCGCCGGAACCAGGUACUGCACUGGGAUGCGGUGUCUUAGACCACUGCGCCACUCAGGAGCCCGAAUCUACUGACGUCCCACCCAGCUUAUUGACAUCUGGUCUCCUGGCUCUGAAGUUUCCCAUCAUCUUGCUCAUCAUGACCAAGCUCCUGGAGUGGGUGUUUGGCGUCUCGGUAAUAGGCGCAGCAUGGGCUCUCGUGACUUUUGACCUUCUGAACUUGAGGCUCCCAGAGGCCUACAAGGAGGUGGCCUGGCCCAUGCCUGUGUAUCUGCUGGUGGUGUUCGGCUGCUACUCCCUGGCUACUGUGGGAUACAGGGUGGCCACCUUCAACGACUGUGAGGAGGCAUCCAAAGAACUACAGGAUCAGAUAAAGGAGGCCAAGGAGGACCUGAGGAAAAAAGGGUUGAAUAUGUGAAAAGUACAGACUAUAGAGACUCUUGAGAGACUAUGCGAUAGACACCACAAUGACAGACUUGGACUCAUAUACAACUCAGUUCUUAUCAUGGACCAUGUUAUUUUAUUUCAUACAAUGUCCAUAGUGGAUAAAGUCUUAGUCAAAGCGGUUCUUGCUUAGUUACAUACGCCAUUGAAUGCUGUUGUCCCUAUUCUGUAUUCAUGAUUCACCCUAUACAGAUGCCUAGUCACUCGGCUGACUCAUCCAUCAUCCACAACCGACCGCUAUCCAGUACCAGUUUCAACCAAUAACAUCAAGGGAAACAGAGCAAACGCAUCAAAUGUUUACUGUUACAUCACUAGUGCAUGUACUAUUACGUCAACCCUAUAAAGGGCACUUUGUGCACUGUUAAGUUAAUAGACAAGACCCUUUAGGGAAGUCUGUAACAUGCAGCACAGUCAAAUCACUGUUCUGUGGCCAAAUGUAGUCGAUUGUGAAAUGCCUACCAAUAAAACUCAAGGGUCAUGCUGAUACAGAACGGGACUAGGAUUAGUUUCCGCCCAAGGAUUGUCAAACACUUGUAUACUGUCUAGCUAAUUGAGUAGUGUGUCUGGAGAUUCAGCUGUUGAUCACGCCAGCUAGUUUUUGUGUUCCAAGAAGUGCACAUUCCAUUGAGAUGUUUCUGACUUGUGUCCUGAGGCAGUUGUGACUUAAUAAAGGCUGACACAUUUUUCCCAAA
Messenger RNA from Salmo salar (Atlantic salmon), 1200 nucleotides. It is a transcript of the gene dpm3, whose product is annotated as dolichyl-phosphate mannosyltransferase subunit 3, regulatory. Lineage: Eukaryota; Metazoa; Chordata; Actinopteri; Salmoniformes; Salmonidae. The record is from RefSeq and is a predicted model, not a curated record. Gene Ontology annotation, cellular component: dolichol-phosphate-mannose synthase complex; endoplasmic reticulum membrane. Gene Ontology annotation, biological process: GPI anchor biosynthetic process.